Messenger RNA from Haemonchus placei, 741 nucleotides. The record is from the annotation of a GenBank genome assembly. Lineage: Eukaryota; Metazoa; Nematoda; Chromadorea; Rhabditida; Trichostrongylidae.
AUGUCUCGUGGAAGCAGUGCCGGUUUCGAUCGUCAUAUUACAAUUUUUUCACCGGAAGGACGUGUGUAUCAAGUUGAGUAUGCGUUCAAAGCCAUCAACUCGACCAAUUUGACAGCUGUUGCUGUGAAGGGUAUCGAUACAGCAGUAAUUGCUGUGCAGAAGCGUGUUCCUGACAGCCUUAUCGUGGCAGACUCCGUAACUUCAAUCUACCAAUUAUCACCAACUGUUGGAUGCUGUGCUAUUGGUAUGAUUCCGGACUGCAAGUUCCAGGUUCGGCGCGCUCAGUUAGAAGCAUCUCAAUGGAAGUACCUUAACGGGUAUGACAUGCCAUGUGAACUACUGGCGAAGAAAAUGGCCGACAAAAAUCAGUACUACACUCAGAACGCUGAAAUGAGAAGUCUUGGAUGCGCUAUGAUUAUGAUCUCAUAUGAUGAUGAAGAUGGAGCUGUCGUUUUCAAGGUAGACCCAGCUGGGUACUAUCGUGGAAUGAAGGCUGUCUCGGUAGGAGUGAAACAGGUCACCGCCUCUUCAUUCCUCGAAAAGAAAAUCAAGAAGAAGGCGGAUUUGAAUCACGACGAAACGAUUCAAUUGGCUAUCGAGGCUCUUCAGAGCAGCCUCGGAAUUGAGACUCGCUCGAAAGAUCUCGAAGUUGUGGUAGUGUCGAAGAAGGACCAAACCUUCAAGAAGCUGACGAAUGACCAGGUAGAUCAUCAUCUGAAUGCGAUCGCGAACAGAGAUUGA